GGGUUUCCUUCAUUGAACAAGAUGGUUUCCGAUUCUAUUUGCGCCGCCGCCAAACUGUAAUAUAUAGAGACGGAUCCCAGCUAUUGGCGGCAUGGCUGACCCGAAUCCAAAUAAUCCGAUCGUUUUCUUCGAUAUCCAAAUAGGAGGUGCUGAUUCAGGAAGAAUCACCUUUGAACUGUUUGCAGAUACAGUUCCCAGAACUGCUGAGAAUUUCAGGCAGUUCUGCACUGGAGAACACAGGAGAGAUGGUGUUCCUAUUGGCUACAAGAAUACCACUUUUCACAGAGUCAUUAAAGACUUCAUGAUUCAAGGUGGAGAUUUUGUGAAGGGAGAUGGCACUGGCUUGAUGAGCAUCUACGGAGGGGCAUAUGCGGAUGAGAAUUUCAAACUUAGGCAUGAAUCAGCUGGUAUACUUAGUAUGGCCAACAGUGGUAAAGAUACUAAUGGAUGCCAGUUUUUCAUCACGUGUGCAAAGUGUGACUUUCUGGAUGGAAAACAUGUUGUGUUUGGAAAGAUUGUUGAUGGACAUUUGGUGAUGAGGAAGAUAGAGAAUGUGCCGACAGGACCAAACAACAAGCCCAAGCUGCCGAUUACCGUGUCACAGUGUGGGGGAAAUGUGAUAUCGCAUUAAUCAUGGGAAAGAAUCACUUCAUUUCAUUCAUUGGACAGAAAACAAUUGUCAGCUCGUACAAUAAUUCUACGCAGGUAGCUUGUGUGGAGAUUCUUCCAUUACAUGAUUGACCCAGUCAUCUAAAGUGUCUUGUGGAGUUGCCUCCCUUUGACAUGCCAGGAACCUAAGGAUAUUGUUCCACCAAAGCAGUAAAUAUCUGCGACACCUUCAUAUUUCCUCCUCACUGCAAGCUGCCAUGCCAUGCCACCUGAAAUACUGUUCCAAGUGGUGUAAGCAGCCCCCUGAGAAAGUGACUUUUAUGAUCAUUAUAUUUCACCAUUGAUAUGUACUUGUUUUGUUUUCGAUGACUUGUAAACUGCCAAUGGUUGAAACACAGAGAUGGAAUUAAAGAAGCUACCAUCAAGGAUUAAAUGAACAUACCGGAGAGCUUGUUUUGAUCGUACCCACAAGAUUAUCAUGGUUACCCACUCCAUGUGUAUAUUCAUCAUUCCUUAUGUCUUCACUGAAUGUCAAAACAUUUAAAAAUAAAUCAAGCCUUAAGGCCCUGUCACACCUUGACGAUUUAGUCAGCGUAUGUCUAUGUAUCUCUCUAAAACACUGGUAUACACUGAACUUUUGAUGUUUUUAUUCAAUGUUGGGUGUAUAUACAGUGUAUUUAUAAUGACUUGGAUGUAUACAUACGGAUUAGUAACUUAUAUAGAACGUUUACUUUGUUGCAGUGGUAUUACACCCUGCUUCACUAGCGGCAAGCGGAGAGUCAUCACUCUGUAGGCAGUUUCUAUCAAAUUAUGCUGGAGAGUAAUAAACUCGCUCUGAUAUACCAUGAGCAUUGAACUUAUACAAAACUUACCCAUAACCUAUUCGAUGUACGCCAGCAUAUUUGCCAAAUGUUUGAUAUGUCAGCAUAAGCUCGCUAAAUCGUCAAGGUGUGACAGGGCUUUUAGUUCAGCCAUUGCCAGGAUUCCUGGACCAUUCUCCUCCUUGAUUGUGCUGAUAAUAAAGUCAGACUCAAGUCAGCAA
Molecule: messenger RNA, 1651 nt
Organism: Haliotis rubra (blacklip abalone)
Lineage: Eukaryota; Metazoa; Mollusca; Gastropoda; Lepetellida; Haliotidae
Product: peptidyl-prolyl cis-trans isomerase H-like
Exons: 7
Coding region: 92-631 (179 amino acids)
Biological process (GO): protein folding; protein peptidyl-prolyl isomerization
Cellular component (GO): intracellular membrane-bounded organelle
Molecular function (GO): peptidyl-prolyl cis-trans isomerase activity
Source: RefSeq, a predicted model, not a curated record